Messenger RNA from Ceratina calcarata, 1010 nucleotides. Its product is annotated as protein lethal(2)essential for life-like. The transcript has a single exon. Gene Ontology annotation, biological process: response to heat; protein refolding. The coding region runs from base 128 to 709 and encodes 193 amino acids. Gene Ontology annotation, cellular component: nucleus; cytoplasm. Lineage: Eukaryota; Metazoa; Arthropoda; Insecta; Hymenoptera; Apidae. The record is from RefSeq and is a predicted model, not a curated record.
CGCCGAUUAUCAGUGUUACCGUAGCAACUAAGCGGUAAAGAUCGAAGCGAGUUCAAAGCGAGUUACAGUCCAAGUCAGUCAAAGCGUACGUUUUCGCGAGUGAAAACUUAUUACUAAAACAAGAAACAUGUCUCUGGUACCAUUGCUGUUCUCUGACUGGUGGGAGGAUUUGGAACGCCCGCAUCGGCUUCUGGACCAGAACUUCGGGCUGGGUCUCUACCCGGAGCAAUUGCUGUCGCCGAAUCGUGUGGAACUUUACAUGCAACCACGAAGAAAAUCGUACUACCGACCAUGGGCAGAACUUCUCCGUGGAAACGAGGCAGGCACUUCGACCGUCCAGGCGGAUAAAGACAAGUUCCAAGUGGUCCUGGACGUUCAACAGUUCGAGCCGAGCGAGAUCGAUGUGAAAGUCGUCGACAGAUACGUCGUCGUUACGGCGAAACAUGAGGAAAAACGCGACGAACACGGAUGGGUGUCUCGCCAGUUCGUGAGGAAGUACCUGAUCCCUGAACAAUGCGACAUCGAGCAAGUCACGUCGAAGCUGUCGACGGACGGCGUGCUGAGCAUCUCCGCGCCGAGGAAGGACCAACCGAAGGUAGAAAACGAGCGUCAGAUCAAGAUCGAACACACCGGCAAGCCGGCGAUCCAAACGAAGGGAGCCAAGCAGCAGAAGCAGCAGAAUGAGGAGAAGAAGGAGGAGAAGAAGUGAAGACUUGGUGUAUCUUCACAUUACAAUUCCUAUUUAACGUAAUAAUCAUAUUCACUAUUCCAUCGAUAGACUGCGUCGAUAUAAAUAUUCCUGUCGUAUUGUCUCCUCAGUAAAAUAAGAUGUGAUUAAUACAUUUAGUGAUAACGCAUUUCUUGUAAGUCGUUCGAAUCAUUUUUCGUUUCAUAAAAUCACGUUCUUUCGUUUAAGUUUCCACGAGUAUUGUGAAUAUACAUAUGUAUAGUCACUAGUCAACGUGUAUGUGUUUUUUAUGUUUGAAUAAACUUAUUAGUAAGCACUCUAA